AUGGCGUCAGAAGAAGAAGCAGCCGAACUGUUCAGUUGCGGCAUCUGCGAAGACCUCAUGGUCGUGCCAACAACGCUGGUUUGUUGCGGCCGAUCCUUCUGCAAGGAAUGUGUCCGUCUCUGGAUAAAAACAAACGCCCAAUCUGGCGGCAUUCCUCGAUGUCCAGGUGGUUGCAUGCAAAAGGUGCCAUAUCGUCUUCCGAAGCAUUCCAUAGCAUUACGCGUUGCGAUGGAGACCUUGGUGCCUGAACGACUAGCUGCGAGACUAAAGGAAGCUGCUGAAGACGAUCAAGAGCUGGACCAGCUGGGUGGCUUUCAGGCCUGGAACGAGAUUGCCGCAAGCCGUGACAUACUGUACGGCAGCAACGUGAUCGUACGGCAGGGCUCCCCUGGAAUAGUUGUGGGCAGUUGUGAUGAUGGCGUCCAUUUGACAGUCAAGUUUGAUGAGCGUGAAGAUGGGUCCGACCUUUGUGUCAACGUGGUCCCAGAAGCCUUGAUGCUGCCUCUGCCGGGCGGUUUCCGUUUGCGGCAGCAAGUGGUAGCGUUGUACGAGCUGUUGUUGAAUUCAGACAUGAAGGUGCCCCUGGGAUCCGUUGGGCACGUCAUUGGAUCCUUGGGAGAAGACCGAGUUACUGUGCUCUUUGAGUCCCUGUCAAAGCCGUCAACAGCUGGACAAAGUGAACACCAGCAAAAUAUGCCAGAAUAUCCUGUCAGUGUCAACAUUCGGGAGGUCGCAGCAAAGAGACCUUUGGUCGGUGGCUUCAGCAUCGCCCAGAGGGUACAAGCAUCUAUGUCACUUGUAGUUGGCAGCAGAGUAGUCGUCCACGCUGGUUGCCGCGGUACAGUUCUGGCAGAAUUCAGCGACACGAGGCUGACAGUGGUUUUUGAGACGUCCGAAACAGGCGCACCAAAUUGCUGCAACGUGCUGCCUCUUGAGAUUCUGCCGUGGUGUCAGACGCAACCGGAGUUGCAAGCCGGCACCACAGUGCGUGCAGUGCAUCACCUCAUGAGCCCUCACGCCAUCAUCGUGCCUGCUGGUGCCCGCGGCACCGUCUUGGGCGGCGUUGACUCUUCCAUCGUAUUCGUUUCGUUUGACAAUGGCCCUGCCAUGGCUGCUGCAAUCAGCUCGUUGGAGCCGGUACCGGGCGCAGCGGAGCCUGCAGAGUCUCGAUGUCCAGAGGACACAGCAGUACCUGACCAGCCAUCCCCUUUGUCUUCAGUUACAGAUGAGGACGUGGCCGAGGAGCCAAACUCUCCUGAGAUGGGAAUCGCAUGCGUGUCGAUGCCUCUGGAGUCCUCCAGCGUAAGAGCAGAGAAUGUGGACUGA
Molecule: messenger RNA, 1326 nt
Organism: Symbiodinium pilosum
Lineage: Eukaryota; Dinophyceae; Suessiales; Symbiodiniaceae
Source: the annotation of a GenBank genome assembly